CAAGCGCCCGCAGAAUGGUAAAUCGCGCAUGCGCACUUCACCCUCCCUCUUUUGGCUCCGCACCUCUUCUGCUAAAAUGGCCAAGCGCACCAAGAAGGUGGGAAUUGUGGGAAAGUAUGGUACCCGUUAUGGUGCCUCUCUCAGGAAGAUGGUGAAGAAAAUUGAAAUUAGCCAGCACGCCAAGUACACCUGCUCCUUCUGUGGCAAGACUAAGAUGAAGAGGAGGGCUGUUGGUAUCUGGCACUGCGGAUCCUGCAUGAAGACUGUUGCUGGGGGUGCCUGGACAUACAACACAACCUCUGCUGUCACAGUAAAGUCUGCCAUCAAGAGACUGAAGGAGAUGAAGGACCAGUAAACUGGGACUUUGUUUUGUACAGAUUAAAACCACCUCGUCUCGGACGCUGCAUUUUCUUUUGUGGCUUGCUGAAACAUCCUGCAAUAAAUUCAAGUCUUGAGAGGGA
Trichomycterus rosablanca is the source of this 461-nucleotide messenger RNA. It is a transcript of the gene rpl37a, whose product is annotated as ribosomal protein L37a. The transcript is spliced from 4 exons. Gene Ontology annotation, molecular function: structural constituent of ribosome. NCBI's taxonomy places the organism in Eukaryota, Metazoa, Chordata, Actinopteri, Siluriformes, Trichomycteridae. Gene Ontology annotation, cellular component: ribosome. The coding region runs from base 29 to 355 and encodes 108 amino acids. Gene Ontology annotation, biological process: translation. The record is from RefSeq and is a predicted model, not a curated record.